Messenger RNA from Volvox carteri f. nagariensis, 1156 nucleotides. RefSeq lists its product as uncharacterized. The coding region runs from base 26 to 652 and encodes 208 amino acids. The record is from RefSeq and is a predicted model, not a curated record. NCBI's taxonomy places the organism in Eukaryota, Viridiplantae, Chlorophyta, Chlorophyceae, Chlamydomonadales, Volvocaceae. The transcript is spliced from 4 exons.
GACCGAAAAGGAGAUUGAGGACUUCAUGGUUACGCUGGGUGGGCGAGACAGAACCGUGGCUGGCUUCCACUUGGACUCUGAAGCAACCGACGAGGACAUACACGCACGUGUCCGGAAGUCCCUGGUUGAGAGAUGGAACAACCGCAAGAAGUGGAUUGGAAAUCUACAGCAGCAGGCCAAUGUGGAGGAUGCUUUGAGAUUCAACUCCUUUGGAGCUGACGAAGAGGAGUUUGAGAAGUACCAGUCUUCACAGUCGCACCUGGAAUACUUGCAGAAGAGCUUAGGGCCUCUAAACAAUGAAGAUGACAAGUUCGUCUUCAUUGUCGAGGGCAAGGACAGUCCUGUGCUCUUAGCUGGCGGUGUGGUCUUUGGCAGUCUUGAAAACAUCGUGCACGACACCGACAAGGUGUCCGUCUUCAUUAUGCACAGGGUGAACAACAGCAAGAAGACCUCCAUGGUAUUGCCCAGUGGUACCAUUAAGGUUGGCAAGGAGCUAAAGAAGCACACGGUCGUAGAGCUUCCAGUGCAGAGCCUACUUGGCAGAUUCAACAAGCAGCAGGUCAAGGAGUGGGCUUUCUCCCAUGGCUGCACAAAUGUUCUAUGGAAUGACUCCAUGGUCCAGUACAAGGGCAAGCUGGCGUUGGUUGCUUAGACAGGUUCCUUGAUGAGCAGGGAUACAGAGAAAGUGGGCAGCUGCAGUCGUAGGUGUUCACUAGGAAAACAGGAAGCAGUGCAGUAGUAGUGUGGAACAGGUCACAGGUGAAGGUUGAUGAAGAACAUGUAUGUAUAAUUGCAUGCCAAGACAAGGUACUGAUGUUGCUGUGAUGAUUUUGGUAGCAGCCUCCAGACUUGUAAAGAAUAGAGACAAUAGAUGCCUGUACAGGUACAGGCCAGCUGGCUGUGCACUAUACUGCACAAUUCCACAUGAUGAGCAAGUGAGGUGACCAGGGCGACCCAGACUGUUGUGUAUAAUACAUACUUAUGUAUAUAAUUCCUGACGAAUGUGGUUUUGUGCCUACCCAUGCAGUACAAGCUUCUAUCCCCAAUGAUGGCAAAUAGAUGCUGAUGGCAUGAAUUAUGAAGUCAGACAGCUUUUCAAAAAAAAGGGAAUGUGAGAUUUAACAGUGGACAGGGAUCAUGUAAAAGCUCAUAACAU